Acytostelium subglobosum LB1 is the source of this 183-nucleotide messenger RNA. RefSeq lists its product as hypothetical. Bases 1 to 183 code for a protein of 60 amino acids. The record is from RefSeq and is a predicted model, not a curated record. Lineage: Eukaryota; Evosea; Eumycetozoa; Acytosteliales; Acytosteliaceae. The transcript has a single exon.
AUGGGCCGCAUCAACAAGUUGACCAACAGUCGUGGCGAGAAGGUACCCCUCAUCCAGAAGGAGAUCACUCGCUUCGUCUUUAUCAUCGUCCUGAUGACAAUCCUGCUGGUCGGCAUCCUGGCCCUCGAGUGGGGCGUGUUCCUGCGCGUCAAACAUCCCAACAACCAUCCUCCUAAUCGAUGA